AAUGGUGGGGACAGAUAGUAAGGUAGCAUUACUGCCUGAGAUCUUUCCUCCCGCUUUGGAAAGUCAAGCCAGUUUGCUACCAAGCCCCUUUUUCUGUUAACUAAGCAUCCCACCCAUUAGGCAGAAACAGGCUGCUACUGCCAAAACCACAGAUUCCCAUUUCUGGAGGGUGGAAAGGGCCCAAGGAGGUGAUGGAGGCCACAAGCCAGUCCCUCCCUAUUCUGCAUUGAAGACUGACAUGCGUAACAGAAUGCUGGAGCAGCCUGCAGUGGAAAGUUAAGAGCUGUGGUAUGUGGCAGGCAAAUGAGGGAGCACAAAACUACUAGGAAGAGUGAGACUCAGAGGAUGAGGUGCAGCAUGGCCAGGACACCGCAGUUACUGGCUUAUCUGGUGGUAGCCAUUUGCCUCUGCCCUGGAGCAACAACAACCCAGCACCAUGCAGGCUUCAGCCCAUCCCUUAAAUAGCUCCCCUUGCAGCUGCUCUGGGCUGGGCUGGAGCUGGAUGUCAUGGGGCAGCUGUACAUCCAGGAUGAAGAACUAGCAUCCACACGUCCAGGUCGCCGACUCAGGCUCCUCCUGCAGCACCGAGUACCCAGUGACUUGGAGGGUGCUGAGCAGCAGCUGAAACAGCUCCAGGACCUGCGGAAGGGGCCUCCUCUUAGUCCUUGGGACUUUGAACAUCUGCUCCUCACAGGCCUAUCCUGUGUCUACCGGCUCCAUGCUGCUAGUGAGGCUGAAGAAAGGGGUCGCUGGGCCCAGGUCUUCUCCCUCCUGGCCCAGGAAACACUCUGGGACCUGUGUAAGGAUUUCUGCCCCCAGGGCCAGCCCCCUUGGCUGGCCUGGGCCUCCAUCCUUGGCCCCUUCCCCUGA
Molecule: messenger RNA, 870 nt
Organism: Ictidomys tridecemlineatus (thirteen-lined ground squirrel)
Lineage: Eukaryota; Metazoa; Chordata; Mammalia; Rodentia; Sciuridae
Gene: Fam180b
Product: family with sequence similarity 180 member B
Source: RefSeq, a predicted model, not a curated record